Molecule: messenger RNA, 4086 nt
Organism: Zymoseptoria tritici IPO323
Lineage: Eukaryota; Fungi; Ascomycota; Dothideomycetes; Mycosphaerellales; Mycosphaerellaceae
Exons: 6
Coding region: 1-4086 (1361 amino acids)
Biological process (GO): proton transmembrane transport
Cellular component (GO): proton-transporting V-type ATPase, V0 domain
Molecular function (GO): proton-transporting ATPase activity, rotational mechanism
Source: RefSeq, a predicted model, not a curated record
AUGGCGGACUCCGAGUACACACCCAAGUUCGCUCCCUUCCUUGGAAUGGGAGGCAUCGCCUUUGCCAUGAUAUUCGGAUGCGUCGGAGCGGCCUAUGGCACAGCGAAGUCAGGCAUCGGUAUUGCCAACGUUGGAACAUUCAGGCCUGACCUCAUCAUGAAGUCUCUGAUUCCUGUGGUCAUGUCUGGAAUUAUUGCCGUCUACGCGCUUGUCGUGUCGGUUCUAAUAGCAGGCAAUAUGAAGCCUCCGCCAGAGCAGACUUACAGCUUAUACAAUGGCUGUAUGCAUCUUGCGUGUGGUCUGUCAGUUGGCCUCACUGGACUUGCGGCCGGAUACGCCAUUGGAGUGGUCGGUGAUUCGGGAGUACGCGCGUACAUGCAGCAAUCACGAAUCUUUGUCGGAAUGGUCUUGAUUCUCAUUUUCGGCGAAGUGCUGGGCCUUUACGGUCGUGGUACAUCCGACCGCGGCUUCGCGCCCCUACACAGGAAAUACCGCAUUCAAAAGGACCGCCUAAUCACCUGGGGACUGGCAUGGAGCGACGAUGCCAAAGGACCAGACGGGAGCAUCGACGAGUCCGUCGCCAAGGCAGGUCUUACUGAGACCGUUGAAAGCGUCUUGCGCAAUAUACAGGAGGUUACCGAGGAAGCCGAAAGAAUCAAGUCAGCAAGCCUGCCCUUGACCAAGCCCGGCGAACAGAUUCCCCAGCAACCAGCCGUCUUCGAUGAAGCCAGAUACGAGGACCUCCUUCGGGACUUGACGACCUCAAUCGAUAUUCUCUAUGAUCUGUCCAUUUCCCGAAGAGCCCUCGCCCGUGGCGAACAUCCCAGCUUCGAUGCGGCCUCCAUGAACAAGCCUGGCUCGAUCGAGAAGCCUCGAUUCAGCGAGAAGUCUGGAUCGAUUGAGAAGACACUCUCUAUGCCACCUAGUAAGCUCCAUUUCAACCAGCCGACGUUCGUCAGGCGGCCCAGCUUAGCAGCGUCAGAAACCACGCUGGUCAAUCCAUCCUUCGCCCGGCCAGCACUGUCACCAUAUGCCGGCCUACCAUCUCGAAUCGAAGCAACAGCAUUACGUCUACCGAAUGAAGGACCGCCACCGUACGAAGCCAUUGGAGUUCCUUCCACAACUCGUAUGGUCGCCAUGCUCAUCAGGAGCAGGGCGUCGGAAAGCAUUCAAACCGCAUUAGCAAGUGAAGCUUCGGAAGUGCCUGUUCUGGUCGAGUACGCCAAUUUUGAUGCCACCUACCGCGAUACCGGAGUACCGCCGCCGCUUCAACGACUCGAGGCUCUGGCAUUAGUCUUGCAGCCGAUGCGGGCAGAGUCGCAAACGAAUUUGAGCCUGCUGGGAUAUUUCGAGGAUUCUAAUCAGCCGCGCAUUGGUCUGGUAUAUGAUUUGCCAUAUGCCGUGCAAAACAAAAUGCAAUUGGAGAGUGGACCCGACGCUCUUGCUCCAUUGAGUCUUCUCAAGUUGGUACAGAAGGCCAGCAAAUCCCAAACUGCAGGGAGCGUUAAUGAUGCUCCGGCACCGGCCUUGGAGCAUCGUUUCCGGAUGGCACUACGCUUGACAGAACAACUGCAUUCACUCCACUCUCAUCAAAUACCCCAUGGAAAUAUCAACAGUAGCAGUAUCAUGUUCACCACAACUGCGAAUGAGUCCGAAGCUAGCCGCUUGGAGCAACUUCGCAAGCCUCUUUGGGCCUCGUUCGACCUCUUCUCGAAAUGUACAAUCGAAGGUGUUCGGCGAGCGAUCAACUUUAACAUAUACAAGCACCCUCUCGACGAACCCAGCAACUCGGAUCGAGAAUUCUCUGCAGACAUGAAGUACGACCUGUACGGACUUGGCUUGGUCUUGCUAGAGGUCGGCUUGUGGACCCCAAUUGGCGAUUUAUACAAACAAAAGUACUCCCUUGCAGACUUCAAGCUAAGACUAGAAAAGAUCUGGAUUCCCAAACUUGGCGCCAAAUGCGGCUCUGCUUACAUGCGGGCAGCAGAGACGUGUCUCCGUCUGUCGGAUGACCAGAACAGCUCCCGGCUGACUGUGGAAGGGAUCUACGGAAUCUUGUUUCAGUUCCUCAAGAGAUGCUGUCUUCUCGAUGAUAUGGGUUCCUCAACUGAGCUCAUCCCGGCUUCCGAGUUAGUCUCUGCGCCCACUUCUCCCAGUCCCUUUGCCUACAGCUUUCAAAGAGGAGAAUCGGAGACGAGCUCAAUCUCACGGCAGCUCUCCGAUGCGAGCGACUUCAUGCGAAGAGACACCGUUCCGGCCAAGACAAAUCCCGUGGCAGCCGGGCUCGCGUCUCAGCGAAGACCCGCGCCGGCGGCUGCUGCAGUCAGUCGUGGAUACACGAGACCACGAGUGCAUCCAAGUCACUCAUCCCUGCAGCAAAGUGACCAUUCGAGCACCAAUUACCAAUUCGCAACGCCCCCGUCCUCCAAGGAGUUCAAGCGUCGCAUUGUGCUCAUCCAGCAACGCUGGCGAGAACGAUGCGCAGCGCAGGCGGCGAAACGGAAGACGCAUCGAUCGCAUAGCGCCCGCAACGCCGACAAGCCGAAGCGCGAAGAAUUUCCGGACUUGAAACUGCCUCAGGAGAUACUGGACCACUGGCAACACAACAUGUGUUUCCAAUUGCAGGCACUCGUCGAAAAAGCGCUGCACGGUUCCCGCGAAGCAAGCUCGAUACGAUUACUGCCUUAUGGAGAGACUCCCGAGACUGCUCGCCCGACGCUGAUCGUGGGCUGCAGAUCAACGCAAAGGGUGAAGGAUGCACUUAAGCGUCAUCUGAAAUACGACGCGAACAUCUUCGAUGUUCGGGUCAAGAAAGAGGUCAUUAGGAGAUGCAGAAAGUCAAGGCGUGACCGAACAGUUGACAAUGCACAUCGCUCUAUGGCGCCUUUGCGCGAUCCUGAUGUGGAGAAGGCUGCGAAUCCGGACUACCAGGAAAGGCCGAUCUGCGGAGCGUCAAUUGGAGCAUGGAGGUACGAAGAGCACCUUCCGCCUGUCUCGUUCGGUGGUGUCAUUGUCGUCGAUGGACGUUCGUAUGGGAUGAGCGUACAUCAUAUGCUUGAGCCCGAGGAGGAAGAAGAUGACGAAUCCGACCAGGCUGAGGACGGCGCUGACAACGAUGAUGAUGACUCUGAGACAUCCAGCCUCGGAGGCUCUGACAGCGAUGAAGACGAUCUCAGCACGGUGCGCCCACCAUCUUUGCACUCGUCAGACGAGGACGUUAUUCAGAGAGACGAUACAGCUGGCGAUUGCCCAGGAAUAUCGCCUGGCGACAUGGAAGAGAUUGCCAUUACACAGCCCGCCCUGGACGACGCCAUUGAUCUCGAUCUUCACGCAGAAGAAGACGAGGACGACGGAGACUCCGGAAUCGACGAGGACCACUUGCUUUCGUAUCGCCUUGGUCAAGUCCACGCAUCUUCAGGGCUGAGACGCACCGCAAAGUCCCACGAAGGUGGCUUCAAAAGCAUCAGCCAGUCACUGCCUCAAGAGAUCGACUGGGCACUAUUCGAAUUACUACCACCACGAACCCACCCGUUCAACAUCAUCAGGGGCGGCACCAGAUACUGCAGCGAGGGCGAUCGCAAAGGCAACUCUUUGCCGAUCACCAUCAAGAGUAGCUCAGAGCUUGCCUGCAGAAAGGUUCACUGCCUUGGUCGGACGAGCGGGCUCGGAAGCGGCACCAUAUCCAGCACGAUGGAGCUCGUCAAGAUCUAUGGUCGAAGUACAUUCUCCGCCAGCUGGACUGUCGCUGGCGACUUUGGCAUCGGCGGGGACUCCGGCGCAUGGGUCAUAUGCAAUGAAGACGGCGGCGUCUGCGGCCAUGUCCUUGCAUCAAGGCAAGGUCGCACCUACAUCUGUCCCAUGGACCUCCUCCUCGAUGAUAUCAAGCAGACUCUUGGCGCCAACGAGGUCAGCUUGCCCAUCUUCACGGAGCCGGAAAUGCUCAGCUCGUUCAGCAGUCGCAAGGAGGAAAUGACUGGGGCCAUUAGCAGGAUGUACUUGACUGAGAGCAGCGAAAGUGGUGGCGUUGCACUACCGAGGAGUCCUGUUCGCUCUGCGACCGCGAGGACUGUAGAUCCUGUUGGAUGA